Messenger RNA from Lactuca virosa, 958 nucleotides. NCBI's taxonomy places the organism in Eukaryota, Viridiplantae, Streptophyta, Magnoliopsida, Asterales, Asteraceae. The record is from the annotation of a GenBank genome assembly.
CAUUGAGAUUUAUUCUUCUUUUUGGUAGUAUAUGGUACCUGCAUUUUAUGUGAGUUGUUGUGAGAUGAUAAACAAGUGAGGUGAGAUGUUAACAAAUGAAGGCUUGUGUGAAGUGGAUGUGUGGCCUCAUAUUCAAACGUUAACAAGUGAUGUAAUUUCACGUACUGCAUUUGGUAGCAACUUUAAGGAAGGAAGAAAGAUAUUUGAACUACAAAGAGAACAAGCAAAGCUAGUUAUGAAGGCUGCACGAUCAUUUUACAUUCCAGGAUUAAAAUAUUUUCCAACUAAAAGAAACAAUAGCAUGAAAGAGAUUGACCGGGAGGUGAAGACAACAAUAAAGCGCAUUAUCGAUAAACGAGUUAUUGCAAUGAAAGCCGGAGAAUCUAGUCAAGAAACCACUGCAAACAUGCUUGUAUGGACUAUGAUUUUAUUGGGACAACAUACGGAUUGGCAGACACGUGCCAGAGAUGAAGUCCUACAUCUAUUUGGAAAAAGAAAACCGGAUGUUGAUGGGUUAAAUCAUCUAAAAAUUAUUAACAUGAUAUUUUGUGAGGUACUUAGACUAUAUCCUCCGGCUACAAUAAUAAGACGACUUAUAUAUAAAGAAACGAAAUUAGGAAACAUAACGUUACCAGCACAUACACUAGUUGAAAUAAACCCAUUGUUUUUACACCACGAUAAUGACAUAUGGGGUGAUGAUGCAAAUGAUUUUAAGCCAGAGCGAUUUUCAGAAGGUGUGUCAAAAGUGAACAAGGGACAAGCAUCAUAUCUUCCAUUCGGAGGUGGACCACGUAUUUGUAUUGGACAAAAUUUUGCUAUGUUAGAAGCAAAAAUGGCGCUUGUAAUGGUGCUACAAUGCUUCUCUUUUGAGCUCUCUCCAUCAUACUCGCAUGCUCCAUACACUAUAAUCACUCUACAACCUCAAUUUGGGGCUCACUUGAUUCUACACAAAAUUUAG